AUGGCCGCUCCCGCUGAAUACACGAUUGCGAACUUGAACGGUCAAUGGGUUCUGAACAAGGCCCUCUCCGACGAGACCGAGCCCGUCCUCUCUCUCCAGGGCGUCGGCUGGCUCAUGCGCAAGGCCAUCGGCCUUGCGACCAUCACUCUCUCCAUCUCCGAGAAGGUCGAGAACGGCGUCACCGUCAUCGACAUUGAGUCGACCGGCACCGGCGGCAUCCAAGGCACCGCCGAGCACCGCGUGCUGGACUGGAUCGAACACGCGCACGAGGACCACGUCUUCGGCUCGCUGACGAGCCAGACCAAGUGGCUCGACAACAAGGGCGCUGACUGGGAUGCCCUGGACUCGUUCCAGAAGGAGGGAUGGCUCGAUGAGAGGGUUGGCCCCAAUGGCGAGCCGCACGUCGUGACUACUGCCGUCAACAAGUCGAAUGGCUGGACUGCUACCCAGGUCUGGGGGUUCACGGAGCUCAAUGGCGUCAGGUACUACACCAGGAAGGUGGUCAUCACCAAGGGGAGCGAGGUGUUGAAGAUCAGGAUCUUCUACGACUUUGUUGGACCAAAGGCCUAG
Messenger RNA from Pseudogymnoascus destructans, 570 nucleotides. RefSeq lists its product as uncharacterized. NCBI's taxonomy places the organism in Eukaryota, Fungi, Ascomycota, Leotiomycetes, Thelebolales, Thelebolaceae. Bases 1 to 570 code for a protein of 189 amino acids. The record is from RefSeq and is a predicted model, not a curated record. The transcript has 2 exons.